Molecule: messenger RNA, 1969 nt
Organism: Umbelopsis ramanniana AG
Lineage: Eukaryota; Fungi; Mucoromycota; Umbelopsidomycetes; Umbelopsidales; Umbelopsidaceae
Exons: 12
Coding region: 21-1877 (618 amino acids)
Biological process (GO): poly(A)+ mRNA export from nucleus
Cellular component (GO): nucleus
Molecular function (GO): protein binding; RNA binding
Source: RefSeq, a predicted model, not a curated record
ACACUUCUGCAGCUUUAAGAAUGUCUCAACCAAGAGGAUUCGCUGGCAUGUUUGGCAGUGCUGUGGCCAAAUUCACUGACGUUCGCCCUUUAGAUUCAGAGAACACCGGCAUGGCAGAAGCUGGACGAAAAGCUGGAGGAAAAGCCGACAGAAUUACGAGAAAAGCCCGAAAACAACAGCUUGCCAAACGUCCGUCGAAAGGCGGCGCAGCCCUAAUGUCAGACGAUAUUGAAAUGAAAGGAACAAAGCCCACUGGCAGAGGAAAAUUCAGAAGAGCAACGUUCACCAGAGACGUCGUGCAUGGAGCCAAAGAACCAAAAGAAGUAGUGAUUACCGGUUGGGCUGAAGGAACAGAACAUAACUUGAUCUCAUUUCUACAGCAGAAAUCAAAAACGCCAUUUGCAACACUUGCAGUCCAAAUUUUAGAUGGAUCUCUACAUAUCAUGGUGGAAAAUAUUGUUAUUGCUAAGAAAAUCCAGCGUUUGACGGGCUAUGCCUAUGAAAAUCGUCAGCUUUCUAUUUUCGUUGUAAAUGAUGAUCCGUCUUUGAUUGAAGAAGGCACUGGAAAGAGUACUGUGGAUGUUCUACGCUAUUUCUUGUCUAGACGGUGGAACGCGGAUUCGAAAUAUCUCAAUCUAGAAGCUAUAGCGGAUGAUGCCAUCCUGCAAGAUGCUGGCAUCGAGCCUCUUAAAAAGGAUGACUCCAACAAUGUGGGAUCAGCUCUUAUGAAGCUAGCGGGGGAGAUGUUUCCUGAGGUUAUAACGAUAUCGUUUGCUCGAAAUCAACUUGAAAAGUUGAAGCCGUUUUCUCUUUUGGCAAAAUUCAUACCCAAUGUACAGCAUAUUUCUUUCCAGCAAAAUAAUAUUAAUAACGUCAAUCAGCUGAGUUUACUUAGUGGAGGAGGAGGUAAACUGGCACAGCUCAAAGAGUUAAUUCUUACCGAGAAUCCCUUCCGAGAGAAGUUUCUCCAAAAGGAUGCUACCGGCGCGACAUAUACAAGUGAGGUCGUAAAACUAUUCCCAAAUCUUCAAAUCUUAGACGGAGUUAUGAUACACAACGAGAAACAACAGCAAGAUUUACCAAUACCAUGCUUAGAAGGGUUCACAGACAGCGACCCAACACGAAUUCUGUCUGAAGCGUUUGUCGAAAUGUUUUUUGAAGCCUUUGACAGCAACCGUAGUCUCUGUGGAAACAUGUAUGCUCCAGACGCCGUAUUCUCUGUGACAACGAAUAUGAAAUUGGCUUCAUCUAAGGCGCUGACGAAGCAGGAACGACAGGCUAUGAAGAAGAAUGAUGUAGGCACGUGGGAGUCAUUUCAUCAUAAAGCUACAUCAGCCAAAACGAAAGCGCUGAAGAACAUUUGCUGUGGCCAACCCAUGAUAACUGAAGUGUUGCCAAGGCUACCCACGACAAAACAUAACCUUAAUAGGAAGGAGUUAUUGGUGGACGCAUUUGUAAUUAAUGUUAUACCGGGAUUUGCCAAUGCCUUGCAGCUUAGCAUUCAUGGUGAUUUCACUUCAGAACAACCAAUCAAAAAGACGUAUUCUUUUGACCGAACACUCCUUAUUGCUCCUUCUCCUCCAGGCUCAACGUCACAAAUGUAUAACGUCCCUUUUAUUAUUCUGAAUGACCAGCUUUGUGUACGAGACUAUUCCAAUCCGGACAAGUGGCGCCUUCAGACGUCGACACGUAGCAUUGCUGAGGUCGACGUGAAGCAACAGAUGGUUGCUGAAGUUCAAAAGAUGACGGGACUGAAGACGGAAUUUGCCACUCAGUGUCUUGAAGAAAAUGGAUGGGACGUUCAACAAGCAUUUACAUCGUAUCAACAGCUUCAGGCCUCGGGAACCAUACCAGCUGAAGCAUAUCUAGGUUUGUGAGAGGGGAUUCCGGAUAUAGCAAUUCCCUCCAAACUCGAUAGCCAAUAAAAAAAGCCAAGUUUGCCAAGUUUGCCAACGCUUGGAAAACGCGA